AUGAGAGGACUCAAAUUAAAAGUCAGUGCUUCCGAAAGUGAGGCACCUCCGAGAGAUUUUGAUAUUACUCAAAGCGGAUCCUUUACGAAAGGAGAUUUUAAAAUUAAUCAGAGCUGGAAAAACAUGUCUUUGAAUGAUUUGGAAACGAAACACUUGUUGGGAAAGGGAUCAUCUGGAAAUGUCUAUCUUGUUUGUCAUAAGGACUCGGGCCAGUUAUUGGCUCUCAAAUACAUUUCUGUUUUUGAUGACCAGAAAAGAAAGACCAUAGUCAACGAGUUGCAAACAUUGUAUUCCGCUUCGAAUGACCAUCUGAUUGGGUUUUUUGGUGCUUUUUAUCAAGAAGGAAAUAUUCAAAUUGCUCUCGAGUACAUGGAAGGCGGGUCCUUGAGCGAUAUUAUUAAAACUGUUCAAGGUCCAAUACCAGAACCAUUUUUAUCUCGAAUCUUGCAACAAGUAAUGUUGGGGUUGAGAUAUUUACAUAAAGAGCGUCACCUUGUACAUAGAGACUUAAAGCCAGGAAACAUUUUAUUCAACAGCAAGGGUCAAUUUAAAAUAUCAGAUUUUGGAGUGAGUGCUGAACUGGACCACACUGGUGCAGAAUGUGGAUCCUUUGUAGGAACUGUAACAUACAUGAGCCCUGAACGACUUGAAGGGAAAAAGUAUUCAUUUGCAAGCGAUGUAUGGGCUUUGGGAAUUAUCGUUCUCGAGUCGGUCACUGGUAAAUUCCCGUUCAGAGAUGAACAAGACAAACCUAUUGGCGUUUUCUGGGAAUUGUUGAAUGCUAUCAAAAUGAAAGCGCCUCCCUCUCUCUCUCCUCAACAAGGAUAUUCAAGCGAGGUUUGUGACUUUAUUGCACUUUGUUUACAAAAAGAUCCCAAAGAACGAGCCACAGUUUCAGAAUUGCUUGCCCACCCAUUCAUUACUAAACAUUGUUCGAACUCUCCAACGAGUGGCGCAGAGUGGCAACAAUACAAUAAUUGGAUUGGCACGCUUAUUAAGAUACGAUCUCAAACUGAAAAAUAUAUUCAAAGCGAACAACAAGAAAAAACUCAAUCCUUAGAAACAAAGUUGAAGAAGCUUGUUCUCUAA
Messenger RNA from Naegleria lovaniensis, 1089 nucleotides. RefSeq lists its product as uncharacterized. NCBI's taxonomy places the organism in Eukaryota, Heterolobosea, Eutetramitea, Acrasida, Naegleriidae. The coding region runs from base 1 to 1089 and encodes 362 amino acids. The record is from RefSeq and is a predicted model, not a curated record. Gene Ontology annotation, biological process: MAPK cascade; protein phosphorylation. Gene Ontology annotation, molecular function: ATP binding; MAP kinase kinase activity. The transcript is spliced from 2 exons.